Trichoderma atroviride IMI 206040 is the source of this 1188-nucleotide messenger RNA. The record is from RefSeq and is a predicted model, not a curated record. NCBI's taxonomy places the organism in Eukaryota, Fungi, Ascomycota, Sordariomycetes, Hypocreales, Hypocreaceae.
AUGCCGUCCUUCACCGGCACCACCCCCGAGUCUCUCCUCGCCCGCAACGACUCCCUCAACCCCGAAGCCACAUGUCGCGGCAUCACCUCCAACGGCCGGCCCUGUCGCCGCCCCGUCAGCCCUACAGGCCUCCCGCCCUCGCGCAAGAAGCUCUCGCCGCCAACCCCUGACGACGGCAGCGAGGACUCCUACUGCUGGCAGCACAAGGACCAGGCCGGCCGCUCGGGCAAGUCGACGCCGGGCUCGGCGCGGCCCUCUGGCGGCGUCAUCCGCGAGGAGGGCCGCUCGAGCCUGGACACGCUGGCCGAUCGUCUGGGGCUCGUGGAUAUCAACGGCGGCGGAAAGCCCAGUGGCCGGUACAGCUCGGAAAAGUACAGGCCCAAGCCAAAGUCGACGACGUUCUGUUUCUGCUUCACCGUGCCCGAGGAGGACUUUGACGAGGCGCCACGGCCUCACCAGCCCCGGCCGCAGCCUCACCCCGUUCAACCACAGGCUGGUCGGCCAUCGACCUCGUCGGCGCGUCCAUCACGCCCACAGACGUCUCACCCCCAGGGCCAUUCUCGCCCCUCCAGCUCGUCGGCCCCCACGGCAGGCCACCUCAAGUCCCUCAUCCCCGACAACCUCGACGCCCACACGUCCUCGGUGCUCAUGAAGGAAGUCGCCAAGCCGCCCUCUGAUGCCGACGAGCCCGGCUACAUCUACAUGUUCUGGCUGACCCCCGAAUCGGCCGCUGAUCCGGUCCCCGUCGACGCCGCAAGAGAGCUCCUCGCUCCUCCUCCCCGCGGCGGCGCCCGCAGCAGACGACCCAGCGACGUCGUUUCUUCGUUUGCAGACACAAACGGCCAAAAGUCAAAGACUAUGCUUCUCAAGAUUGGCCGAGCAGCCAAUGUCCAGCGCCGCAUGAUGCAAUGGUCCCGCCAGUGCGGCCACUCCAUCCAGCUGCUGCGCUUUUACCCGUACAUAGCCCCUUCGCCAGCUGCUGCCGCUGCGGCUGUUCAUCCCACGCCUCAUGUCAAGAAGGUGGAACGCCUCAUUCACCUGGAGCUUGGCGGCAUGGGGCUGCGUGCUGAUCUCGGCGCUUGCAAGGCCUGUGGACAUGAGCAUAAGGAGUGGUUUGAGGUGGAGGCCACGAGAGAUGGCGUCAAGACUGUGGAUGACAUUAUUCGCCGUUGGGUGGGAUGGGAUGAU